Molecule: messenger RNA, 2439 nt
Organism: Protomyces lactucae-debilis
Lineage: Eukaryota; Fungi; Ascomycota; Taphrinomycetes; Taphrinales; Protomycetaceae
Exons: 3
Coding region: 324-2330 (668 amino acids)
Source: RefSeq, a predicted model, not a curated record
UCUUGGCUACAUCACAGCCGUCAUUGCCCUGCGCCGCCGGCCCCUGUCGCACAAGAGGUUGAAGGACAAUAUCUUCCUUGCUGGUGCUGCGCUCGCAGUUGCAGGCACAUGCAACUUGAGUACGUUCUUCCAUACUGUUCUCCGACUAACAGGCAGCUGCAAACGUCGUUGUGCAUUGGUCGGUACAAGUCACUGAGCAUCGCGACCGCUUCAGGUACAGUAAAAGCGCACUCUCCAUCUUGGCACUCCUGAUACCAUUCCUUUGCAUUUUUGCAGCUUUCCACAUCUGCAUCGGUGCAGACGCCGAUCGCAGCAAAGUAAGAAUGAUUCUGCGCAUCGCUAUUGGAGGGUUCCUGGCUGGUCUUGGCCACAUCUUCGUCGAGCUCAUCAAUCUGCAAACUGUCUCCAAUGUGGAUGUGAGGGUCACGCAAUGUCAUUACUGCUAUGCGGCGUUGUUUUCCUGCUUCGGUAGCAUGCUGGCCAUGGCUGCCAUCUUUCGUUUGCGAUACCAGUGGGCUGCGCAAUGGUUUUAUUUACUGGCUCUGUGCUUUGCUUCAACUGUUGUGACCAUCGGUGUCGAGGCCAUCUUUCUGGAUGGUUUAGUGAUCCGAUACACUGCACAAACCAUGCAUCAGCGUCAACAACAUCAUAGGUUUGCACUGGUCCAGGUCCUUCUACUGAUUGUGGCAUCGUCAACGUGUGUGGCCAUCAUGUUGUACGUCGGCAUCUCCAUCAUACGACGUGCACAAGCAAAGAGCAGAGCCAAGCAGGUCUCUCUUGCAGCAGUCUUCUUUGAUACCCAAGGACACGUCCUUAUCAACAUGCAUGAUGGAGGCUUGCCUACGCAGGAGAUGACUGCCAGUUUCAUGGAGUUCUCCAUCGCCGAUGUCUUUGAUGCUUCAUCGCCAGUGUUCAGAUGGAUGUUCAAGGCGUCGACGAACUGGCAUCUUAUUGCUCCCAUGCUGACUCGCAUGAAGAUUCAUUUGGCAAGCUGUUCAGACAUCCAGCACAACUCAUCGCGAGAGACUUUCUCCAUUUACUUUCGCGAGUUGUUUUGUUGUGGUGCACAGCAACUUGCAGAGAAAAUGGGCAUUCCAUUGCGCCAUAUGGGUGUGUGCUUCGAUAAGAUUGCGCAGACUGGUGGACGCAAGCGAUCCUCAUCGAUGGAUAUCGAGCGUACAAGUGUCAAUUCCCGAACAGGCCAAGUCAUAUUUCUUGUGCGACAUGUUGAAGAGCGGGAUGUUGAGCGUUUCGUGGCGAAUGGCUUUCGUUUUGCCAAUCCAGUCAACGUUGCAGCCAGUAUUUGUGCAUCGCUUUGUUUGACAAAGGAUCAGGUCAUUGAACAUCUUCGCAUCAUGUCGCAUUACAAGCCCCUCGUGCCACAAUGGCGACCAGGCCUGCAUGUCGGCUGUUUCGGUGUGCAGGCGAGUCUGGUUGGUGGUUUCAAGAUUCUUGUGCCGCAUGAAGAUCGUACGUGCUUGCCUGUUGCUUUUGUGCAGGAUCAUAUGCUACGCGAGGAGUGUCUCGCAUUUGUCAGGAAGCACUAUGGCAAAUCCGUGCGCGAGGUCUUGCUGCAUUGCGAUUCAGAUUCUGCUGCAUUGGACAUGGAGAUCAAAGCCUUCCGAUCGCGUUUGAUGCAUGCCCUCAACCGACUACAAGAUUUGGUGAGAGACUUGGACUUUGAUGAUGCCUACCUCUUGCCAGAACUUAUUCGUUUGGAGACCAAGAAUCGAGGAACGACGCAGCUGCUUCUGUUCAAGUAUGCAAUCCCCAUUCAUGCUCUCAAACUGUGCAAGCAGCUAGAAUUCAUCCCGUUUGCCAUGUUCAACCUCUUUCAGCAAGUACAUGGUCCAGAAUUGCAGACAAGCUUCAUGCGAAGCUUGCACACAGAAUUUACGCCCAUUUUUGACUUGUUGAGUGCCGGCACCAACAAUCUGAGUGUGCGUACAAUGGAAAGUGGCAAUCGCAGCAUGACGGCACGACAAGUGUCCCGCAUGUUUGAAGGUGUCAUGGUUCAGGAAGCCAUUGAGAUGCGUAUCGAUACGGAAGAAAAGGACGAAGAUGUCUCAUUGACAGCAACAUUUGCAGAUGAUGCACACGGUGCCCAUCGAGCUGGUCUUGAAAAGCAAAUCUGGGUGCUGGAGAAUUACCCAGAGCUACCAGAGAUAAAAGGGUCUCCUCUGGCAGCACAGCAUCGUCCGUUCGGCGCACGGCCAGCGAAACAGCAGCCUCAGGUGACAUCUGCAGCAGUGGCCGGUGAAGUGGAAGUCUUGACCUGGGCAGAAGUGGCUCUGCGCACACGGCCCAACAUGACUGGCUUGCCGUAUUAGUUGUUCUGUGUCUGUUCAAGCCCAGACUAGCAUCUCCUAGCGUUCAGCUGCACAAGUAUCGUAGCUUCAGUCAUACUCCGUGGCGUGGUCCAUUUGUCAGCUCCAUCUG